Molecule: messenger RNA, 2442 nt
Organism: Acanthaster planci (crown-of-thorns starfish)
Lineage: Eukaryota; Metazoa; Echinodermata; Asteroidea; Valvatida; Acanthasteridae
Source: RefSeq, a predicted model, not a curated record
AACUAAAAUUUUAUAAAGCAACAUGUUUGGACUCACAUUCGUGAGAACACACACCCGACGACUAUAUGUGUAGAUGCAAACAAAAUGUCGAUGCUUUAUAGUCAAAUGACCGAAGACGACCGAGAACGAAAACAGCGUGAGAAAGGCUGGAAAAGCAAAAGCACGACCUUUGACCUGGCCCACCCCUUCACCCACAACCCAAGACUGAUGUCACCUUCUAGCUUCCGAUCUCCGCCCAAAGCCCCGGCACUCUCCGGUGAGCUCGUAUCAUUCGAUCAUGAGGCAAGUAUUGGCGGCAUGGACUUGCAAUGUACUGGUGUCCGUACCUCUACACCAGACACCCAGUCUUCAACAUCGUCAUCACUGAUGAGAGGUCAAACAGUUUCACCGGAAGCUCGCGUCUCUCCAGCGUCUGAGAGUCAGUCUCGAAGCCAACUGCCGUACACAUGGGAUCGAACUUUUUUGCGGGAGGAUCAAAGCCUGUCUCCGCAAGAUCACAGCUUCUCACCAGAAGAAUUCUUCUCCCUCGAAGUUCGUAGCGUUUCGCUGGAUAAUCAGAUUUUCUCACCGGAAGGUCAACCUUCUUCACCCGAGGCGAAUUGCUUUUCACCACAAGGUCAAACCAUAUCGCCAGGAGAUGCAUCCUACUCCCCAGACAAGGAGAUCAUUUCUCCAGGAGGAGACUCCUUUUCACCGACCACAGACAAUCAAGUCGUAUCACCAGGAAGCCAGACAUCACAACCCCAGGAUCAAACUUCAUCAACAGAAGAUCAGGUCUCAAUACCGACAAGACCUUGUCGCUCCUCACUCUCUCGAGCAAAGGAGUGCGAGUUCCGUCAAGCUGAAAAUGAGAGUGGUAUCUCUUUGUUCUCAGACACAAAGUUCAACACAACUGAAGAGAACGUUGGUGAGGAGGAAUCUCAUAAGUCGGUCUCAGACUUCUCUGAUGGCUCGUCUUCUGAGCUGAAUUGGUCGCUCAGUGCUAGCUACUCUAGCAGUGCGUCGUCACGAAGUCAAAGCGAUCAGGGAGAACGAUCGUUGAGCGCAGACGUCAUUGAGACAGAAUCGGCCUCCGUGUGCGCCAGACGACGGCGCCGAAGAAGGAAGAUUUCUGUUUCCAGGGCGUCUACAGCUUCGCCAGACGGAACACAAGUCGUGUCCAGCAACUUCUAUUUUGGAGGUUCGUUUACCGGCAACGGAACCUACACCGCCAACUUGAGUCAAUGCUCGGCGGAAGUUUCGUGCAUUCUGGCUGGGGCGCCACCAUGUGGUCGAAAUAACGUCGCCCGUUCACCCAUCGGCCAAAUCAAACGUUGCUGUGGUUACCGCAGUGACCAGGCAGACGAAGUGAUGAACUGGGAUGAUUUCCGUGCUCCGGGAAAAGGCAACUUUCAGACACCAGUCAAGAGAAAGUAUCUGACUCCCUUCUAUCCCCACGGUAAUUCUUCGUGUAAUGCUUCUCACUGCUUGCAACGCAGGCGGCGAGGCUUCAGACCGCCUCGCUUCAGUCAACAGCAAAGUUCAGAAGCUUCCACCGAAUCCUACAAUGCCGCAUGGCCAGCUCUUCCUAGCUGCCAGUCUCCAAAACCAACGGAAAAUCAUCUCGACGACCCCGCUAUCGUGUCCAUCGGGACGACCGAUGAAGAUAAAAGCACACCCUGCCCACAAAAGAUCGAGACUGUGAGUGUCGAUUCCCGCGCAACUCAGCACGAGAACAGGAUCAUCUCCUUCCUUCUCAACGGCGCAGUCGGCCAUCGAUGCGUACAUCCAAAUGUUUCCUCGACGAGAUUCGAUACUCUGCUGCAAGAUCCAGCCGUUUUAUACGCGUGCCGUCAGUACGAUACAAACGCGACCCUGCCGUACCGAGUCUUGGAGAAUCGAUACGCCUUGCCGGUACAACAACAAUAUUGUCGCACUCUACCAGUUGGAGACGACCCGGCGAUUCUGGCUUUAGGAGCACCGAUGUUUUCCGUCUAUGCUGGAAUGCCAACGUACAUGUACAUCAACGGAUACUGAUAAAGCCUGGUGCUUAAACCUCAAAAUUGUUUGUUUUUAAAAGACAAAAUUUUUAAGGAUGAAAUCACAUUUAGAGUAUGCUGUGGGCCUACAUAGCGUGCAUAAAUUUGUAACCUGUACCACAAAAAAUAAUAUCUUUUGCAUUAGAAUGUAUAUUAGUGUGUAUAGCUUGUCUCUUAUCUAGCCAAUAGAACAGUUUCGCUUUCAAAUGUACUCAGUUUUUCCAUGCUACUUUUUUUAAUUAAUAUUUUUUUUUUAAUUUGAUGAAAACCAGUGAAGGUACAUGUAACUGUAGAAAAAUGCUUGAGUUUGGCACUUUGGGUUAAAAUGAAAAUGUUACACGAGAAGCUCAAGACUACGAUCAACUUUACAAGCAGCAUUGUCUAAAGGCAUAAUAAAGCAUGACAUAGGUUUACUUCGACGUGA